Molecule: messenger RNA, 1708 nt
Organism: Thunnus maccoyii (southern bluefin tuna)
Lineage: Eukaryota; Metazoa; Chordata; Actinopteri; Scombriformes; Scombridae
Gene: bglapl
Product: bone gamma-carboxyglutamate (gla) protein, like
Exons: 5
Coding region: 431-1171 (246 amino acids)
Biological process (GO): osteoblast differentiation; regulation of cellular response to insulin stimulus; bone development
Cellular component (GO): extracellular region
Molecular function (GO): structural constituent of bone; hydroxyapatite binding; calcium ion binding
Source: RefSeq, a predicted model, not a curated record
ACAGCAAAUAAACUUCAGCAUUACAUACCAACCAAAGAACUCAUUGAUCUUGAUGUAAACAUGAAGUUUUGUCAAGUAGAGUGGUGUGACAAGAAUAGGACUGAAAGAGCUACUUCUGUUUCUGUUGCUCUGAGUUUCAAUUCAUUUUUGCAAAGUUUCUAUGAGGGUCAGUGUGAAGCGUUACUGCCGCUCAGUCUAAGCGUAUCUGGUGGACUGGUGGAGGGACGCAGAGCCAGACACUAUCGUCUAGAUGUGUCAACUCAAGAGGAUUAUCUCAACGUGUGGGUCUGGUCUGGAAGGAGGUGGACUACAGUAUAUAUUGACCUCAGUUUGAGGGAAAGAAGCACAACAAGCCUUCGAGAGAAAGCAAAGAGCAAGCCUUCAAGAAACCAACAGCUUGUCUACAGCGAGACACAAACUCCAAGGCACCAUGAAGACUCUGACUCUCCUCUCCAUCUGUGCGCUUCUGUCGGUGUGCUGGUCCAUGGGAGCCGUUGAGCCCGAGGUCGUAGUUGACGAUGUUGCCGACACGUCUGCUGAAGCUGCAGCUGCUGACCCCGCAGCUGCUGACCCUGCAGCUGACACCGCAGCUGCCGCCCCGGAUUCAUCCUCCUCAUCCUCUGACUCCUCUGACUCUUCCUCCUCCUCCGAGUCCGAUUCAGCCUCGUCCUCUGCAUCUGACUCAAACUCCUCCUCUGACUCUUCAGCAUCCGACUCAAACUCAAGCUCCGACUCUUCAGCCUCUGAUUCGUCCUCUUCCUCCUCCUCCUCCUCCUCCUCGUCCUCCUCCUCCUCAUCCUCCUCUUCCUCCUCCUCUGAAUCCUCUUCCUCUGAAUCCUCUUCCUCUGAGUCCACCUCUUCUGAGUCUGACUCCUCAGCAUCUGACUCCUCUGCUUCUGACUCCUCUGCUUCUGAUUCUUCCUCUUCUUCUUCAUCUUCCUCAUCUUCCUCAGAGUCAGCCAGUACUGAAGCUUCUCAAGUGGUUGUGAAGAGAGACCUGGCUGCCGUCCUCCUGAGGAGAAGAAGAGCUGCUCCAGCAGGAGACCUCAGCCCCCUCCAGUUGGAAAGCCUCAGAGAGGUGUGUGAGCUGAACAUCGCCUGUGACGAGAUGGCUGACACCGCCGGCAUUGUGGCAGCUUACGUCGCCUACUAUGGACCCGUCCCCUUCUAAGCACAAGACUCUUCUCUCAUCCACAUGCGAACUGUUUUCGAUAUAAUUUUGUCAUUGAACAAUGCAACAGCUCCCCUGAAUCCUGAUUGAAGGAGCAGACAGUUAAAAUUGGGUUUGGCCCAUGUUGUGAUGGUAAAUGGAGAUUUUAGGCACAAAUCCUUGCACAAGUGACCAGCUAUAGUGGUCUUAUAUAGAUAUAUAUAUAUAUAUGUAUAUGGAAAGGCCUCUUCCAGGCUUUCAGAGAGAGGCACAUGGAAACACAAGCCUGUGAAGUAUGUAGUAGCCCACAAACGUUUAAAUUAUUCUUUAUGUCUUUAGUAUAAUACAAUGAAUGAUGUUACAAGUACAUAUGUGUUGUAUGUUAAUGUAUUGAUAUUUUUAUAUCAUGCUUUCGUCUUACUUUUAAUAGACGAAGUGGCUCUAGUAAGUAUUGGAUAUAAUAAUGAGCUCUUAAAAGUACUGUAGUUCUAACGGUAGUGUAUUGAUAGUGACAGUGUACAGUUUGUGUAAAGUGCACUUCAAUUAUCUGUAAUGACU